GGCGCAGCGAGAGUAACUGUGCAGAGGUGUGCCUACGAGCAAUGGCCCAGCCUCGUCCUCCAGCAAAGAAGCUUUCCGCACGAGCUCCUGUCCGUGUCUGUGCUUCGGUUUCACAAUGACGCAGCCGCUGCGCGACUCCUGCUGACUGCCGCGUGAGCCUGGUCGUGUGGGCGCUGACAUUGGAAACAUUUCUUACUCCCCCCAAGCCCGACUCGGUUCGCGGCGACGACUCCGGACAAACUGGCGCGCAAGACGUGGCGAAGUUUGCUGCAGCUCGUGCGUGUUGACGAAAAGGUCAAACUGCCGCCGUUGAAGCGAUACUCUGGACGCUGGUUCCCAGGCAUCCGAGCCACCGCACGAGCAGGCCUCGCCAGCUUCCGCUACGCCUUCUUGCCCACCGUCCGUCAGAGAGCCCAGACCUCCAUCUACCGCUAUCUCGUCGCACGAGCCCAACGCAAGCACCACCGGGCGAGCAAGCUGCCCGGCGGCGUGAACAGACGCUUGCUCUCGCCGAGGGAACCGCAUUCGAAUGAUGGGACUGCCUCGACAGGAGCAGACAGCGAGACCGAUAGCAUGGCAUAUACGGGGCCCAGGAAUGAUCAGUCCUUUGCAGAUUCAUUAGGCCUGAGGUCGGAAGGGAGGGAACCUGGGGCACGGAGGAAGAGACUGGCUGGCUAUCUGAAGACUGCGAAUGAGUUUCGACAGAGCUAUUUCAGUCAAGAUGGAGCACGAGAAAGUCACAGCGUUGAAGAUGGCCCAGGGGCAUUUCCAGAUGCAGCCGUGGUACGGAAUGGCAACGAAGAGAUGAUAUUAUUCCCAAGCUAUGCUAGACACCACGUGAAAAGUAAGCAUCAUGAAGUUGCAACGCCUGGCCGUGAAAUGUCUGAGGAGGAGUACUGGAGACGAGAGUGGGACAAGAACGAGGACGUCAAUGCUAUAGUGGAUGUUGAUGUCAGGGGCUGGAUCUACACACCCGCAAAAGGUCAACAUACGCGCAAGCAGAGAAUGGUCAUCGGCUUAGCACGACAGCUGUCUGGAAUUCCGGCACCAGCUGCCAGUACACGACCUGGGGACAAUGGCUAUGCAGACCAGGUGUCAAGCCGGCCUUCGAGCCCGACACGGCAACAGGAUGAGGACCUCAUAUCGCUCGAAGCGGAGAACAUCGUCCGCAAAGGACAAAUGGAGGAGCGAUACGCACAACGCGGUGCCUUCUCCGAACAGCCAAGCAAGGCCACCGACAACGACAGUCUGUAUGGGGACGUGCCCGACCGUGGUCGUCCAAAGUCGUCCUAUGCGAGCAGCAUCGCUUCGCAAGACUCCGAUACCACUGCUACGCCCUCUGUUCAGAAGCGCCAGACAUCGGCCCAGCCUGGGAGAAUGACAUCUGCCGAGCUCGCCGUUGCAAAUGCACACCUCCUGGCCCGCCUCAAACCUUUCAUGGCGAACCCCAUGGCGAAUAGCCCCAUUAGUGCAUUCUUCUAUAACGAUAAAGCGUCGAGGCAGCAGACAGUCUACACGGACGCCUCAGGACAUUUUAGCUUCAGAGCAGCACUCGACUUUAUUCCCACCCAUGUGCGGGUCCUAGCAUCGGAGAAGCUCUCAGUGACAGAAGAAGUGCAUGUUACUGCCCCUGAAGGCGUCAGCCUUAUCAGCGACAUUGACGACACCAUCAAACAUUCGGCCAUCAGUGCAGGUGCUCGGGAGAUCUUUCGUAACGCUUUCAUCCGAGAGCUACACGAGCUCACGAUCGAUGGCGUGCGGGAGUGGUACACAACCUUGGCCGAUAUGGGCGUGAAGAUCCACUACGUAUCGAACUCGCCAUGGCAAAUGUACCCGGUUCUGACAAGCUACUUCAAGCUUGCGCAUCUACCCAAGGGUUCCUUCCAUCUGAAGCAAUAUUCCGGGAUGUUGCAGGGCAUCUUCGAGCCUGCUGCAGAGCGCAAGAAGGGCUCGCUUGAGAAGAUUAUGCGAGACUUUCCAGACAGAAAAUUCGUCCUGGUUGGUGACAGUGGAGAGGCAGAUCUCGAGGUGUAUUCCGAAGUUGCACUGGCCAACCCUGGCAGGGUCCUGGGCAUCUUCAUCCGAGACGUGACGACCACGCCAAAGACGGGCUACUUUGAUUCAAAUAGUAGCCCUGGUGGGAGUGGAAAACACUCCCGCAACCAUUCGCGACACCCAAGUGGUGAAGUUCUUGCUCAGUCGAAACGACUUUCAAGGCCUCAAGAUACUCGAAACGAUGAAGCCGAUCUUCAAGCAGCCAUUGCUGCCUCCCUCGCAGAUAUGGAAAACGAGACGCGGCAAGCACGAAGGUCCAUCAAUCCUGAUGCGAUACCUGACGAUUAUCUGUCACCAAGCAGAAACGGCAGCGCCACAAAUCCUCGUUUACCUUCACGGCCCCAAGCACGGCGUACAGUCAGUGGCUCAAGCUAUGCUGCGUCACCGGAAGAGGAUUUGAUCGAUUUUUCGGACCCAAGUCCUCCUGCACCUUCGACCGAGAAAUUUAAUAGGAACUUCACUCCGCCGACACCUCGUCACGCAACAGGCCCGAAAACUGUAUCGUCUCCUCCACCGCCACCAAAACCAGCUGGGCUUAAGAGCCCCCCGCCUGACGCUCAAGUUUCAACGACUACCGGGAAUAGCGGUAAGACGCCGCCGCCUAGGCCACGGAAAUCCUCAAGUGCGGUGCAGUCCACUAUUGUGCCACAGAUCCAAACGCAUCAACCAUCACCCCUUUCGCAGGUACAAAGGCAGGAGUCAACUAGGAAAGCACCGCCUCCACUACCAGAAAGGCGUAAAGUUAGAGGCGCAAUCGCCAAAGCCUUACCCAUGCCCGGAAGCUACUGGCAAGCAGAUCCCUCUUCUGGGGCGUCAAAGCCCAAGCUUUCUCCGGUCGUGUCUUCGCCUCUAGCUCAGUCGAUGAAAACAAAAAAGUCGUACGACGACUUCAGCCCAAGCACAUCAGCAAUGGGUCGCACAACAGUCCCGCCGCCCCCAAGAAGAGAAGGGACAAAUCUAAGCACUUAUUCAACUACAUCACGCCAUACGCAAAGUAAUCGACUAUCUGGAGCCUGGCCAGAAGACGACGGGCUGCCUGUGAGUCCUGGGGACGGAGUGAGCAAGAAGGAAUUUCUAUGGCAGCAAAGAUGGCAGCGGGCGAAGACUGUGCUCGAGAGGAACGGCGUAACACUACGUUCCUGGAGAAUUGGAGCUGAUGUUGCGGACGUCUGCGUCAAACUCAUUGAACAAGAGCUGCGAAAAAUCGAACGCGAAGCUAAGAACAACAGCAAUAGAAACAACAGUGGGCGCAGAUGA
This is a messenger RNA of Cercospora beticola, 3312 nucleotides long. Lineage: Eukaryota; Fungi; Ascomycota; Dothideomycetes; Mycosphaerellales; Mycosphaerellaceae. The record is from RefSeq and is a predicted model, not a curated record.